UCCCGGCAUUUGCUUUUUAAAAGUGAAAUGUGUUUUUUAAAAAGUGUGUUAGAUGCCUCUGGGAAAAAAAUAGAGGAGCCCAGAUUUGUUUCUACCCCUGAGAGGCUCUGGAUGUAAUUUGGGAUUAUAGGUCAGACUCUCCAUUGUUUGUACCUACAGAGAGUCUGGUCAGGUGGCCCACCUGCUCAGCAUCUAAACUGUGCCUAUUUAACCAAGGCACAGGGGGAGGGGGGCAAAUUCUGGGUUUGCAGGUGCAUCACUAAGGCAAGACAUAGCAGCCACCAUCCUGGAAUGGCCCCUGGGAUCUGGGAUCUGGUAAAGACCCUUAUCCUACCCACUCUGCCUUCUCAGCUCACUGCUUGUCUCCUCUCGGUUGUGACCUCAUGUUAUUCUAGAAUGAGCUCCUUCCUGGGCCCCUUUCCAUCUGGACCCUGCUCUGUAAAGGGGUUGGGGCUGCAAAUGGGGAUGGAAUGAGCUCAGCUGGCAGCAGGGGUGGCCCUAAAUGAAAGGAGACACCGACGUCAGACUGCCAGGAAUGGAGGCCAGCCCAACCAAGGGGGUCCUUCAGUUGUGGUCAGUGGCUUCUGCCCCCUGGGGCCACCGGAUGGAGAGGGAGAGAAACCAAAGAUUGGAAAAGAAGAAGGAUUGAGUCACAGAAUGGGUCACAAGCAGAAGGCAGAAGGGACUCAGAAUUAGGGAAGCUAGUUUCCCACUAACCUUGGGGACAGCUGUCAGCGUGGGAGACCGGACUUGGGCCUCAGGAAACGCCUGCCAGGUUGGAUGGGAGGGAUGCUGUGGCCUCUCCCCACCCCUCCCCCUAGCCACCUUCCUCACAAUGGGCUUCAUUGCUGAGGUGGGAGGGGCAUCCUAGGAAGGGUCCCACUGGUGGCCUGCCUGUCAGACAGCCUCAGGGAACCUGCCCUUUCAAGCAUGAACCAGACCAUCCGGGCUCCCUCACUCCCAGUGUGCUCUUAGCUCUGCCUGCCUGGCUUAGGGUCCUGGAGGCCAUCUUGGAGCUCAUCCAGCAACCAUCAUGCAAGGUGGUGCUGGGGGCUGCCCUCUUACUCGGAGGUGGAGGCCUCAUGCUGUGGAUGCAGAGGAAGAAGAGACGGAAGACAUUCCUUGUGCCCUCACAGGAGGAGCAGGAGCCACCAGAAGGUCACAGAGCAAAGAAUGAGAACUGGAUUAAAUCGCACUUUAGCCGCCUUUCUGAGGAGAAGCUGGCCUCCUGCAGCAGCAGCACCACGCCUCCCCCUGAGAGCGGCAGCGGGAAGGCCAGCACCACGGUGCACGUGGAGACCGUCACCACCAGGCAAGGCGAGGUGGGCACAGCCGUGCACCGGGAGGCCUUCACCACUAAGCAGAGGUUGUCUGGCUCCUCGGUGACCAAAGAGACCCACAGGGAGUCAGGAAAAUCCUCGUCCACGGACGCGGCCACAUGGGCUGCUGUGGCUGCCUGCACCAAGGAGAUUGACAACCUGGGACAGCAGCUGGCUAACUCCAUGUUGCAGCGCGCCAUGACGUACCAGAACUCAGGCCACCUGGAGUCCAAAGACAUCAACCAGGAGGAGCUGAAGGCCCUUGAGGAGGUGGAGUUGAAGCUGAAGGGGAACUUCCUCAUGCAGCGAGACACCGCGGUAGCUGGCCUGAACCACACGCACACCUUCCACGGCCAUGGUCCCCACGGCCACCAGGGUUAUCAGAGCCACCAGAGCCACAGUCUGCCCAACCGUAGCCAGCAGACCUACCACCCCUUUGAAGCCACCUAACCACAGAUGGAGAUCCCCUUCCCCCGACAGGGCUGGCACACGACUGCAGGCCUAUUUUCUCUCCUGCAGGGCACCCUGUGUGGCCCAGGGUGAGAGGCUGCCACCCAAACCCCUUCCUCCUCAGCCCCCCACAGAGCUCCUGGGCCCCUUCGAGUCUCUGAGGGUCUGCUGCAGAGAAUGGCUCCUGAUGGAGGGGAAGAUGGAAGGAAGGGAAGCAGCUGAGACACACAGCGGGCCCCUGAAGACCCACCGAGAGAAGAUAGGCGAGGCAGAUCCCAGGAGAAGCUGAGAGCCCCAGACCGGUGCCAGAUGCCUGGAACUGAGCCAAUAAAGCCUUGUAUACCCUCA
Molecule: messenger RNA, 2117 nt
Organism: Lutra lutra (Eurasian river otter)
Lineage: Eukaryota; Metazoa; Chordata; Mammalia; Carnivora; Mustelidae
Gene: C14H10orf62
Product: chromosome 14 C10orf62 homolog
Exons: 1
Coding region: 1083-1769 (228 amino acids)
Source: RefSeq, a predicted model, not a curated record